Messenger RNA from Pan troglodytes (chimpanzee), 5660 nucleotides. RefSeq names its product cyclin dependent kinase 5 regulatory subunit 2 (gene CDK5R2). The transcript has 3 exons. NCBI's taxonomy places the organism in Eukaryota, Metazoa, Chordata, Mammalia, Primates, Hominidae. Gene Ontology annotation, biological process: axon guidance; brain development. Bases 157 to 1260 code for a protein of 367 amino acids. The record is from RefSeq and is a predicted model, not a curated record. Gene Ontology annotation, cellular component: growth cone; protein kinase 5 complex; cytoplasm. Gene Ontology annotation, molecular function: cyclin-dependent protein serine/threonine kinase activator activity; protein kinase binding.
CAGAGCAGCGGAGCCGCCUAGCAGCCACCUUCCCCCGCCAGUCCGCGCGCCCGGGCCGGGGCUAGGCCCCCCACCGCCGGGUCCCCCGGGGCUGCAGUAGCAGCGGCGCCGCCCGCGGCUCCCGCUGGGGCCUGGGCGCCGGCCCCGCUCUGCAGGAUGGGCACGGUGCUGUCUCUUUCGCCUGCCUCCUCGGCCAAGGGCCGGAGGCCCGGCGGGCUGCCCGAGGAGAAGAAGAAGGCGCCGCCCGCGGGGGACGAGGCGCUGGGGGGCUACGGUGCGCCGCCAGUGGGCAAGGGCGGCAAAGGCGAGAGCCGACUCAAGCGGCCGUCCGUGCUCAUCUCGGCGCUCACCUGGAAGCGCCUGGUGGCCGCGUCCGCCAAGAAGAAGAAAGGCAGCAAGAAGGUGACACCCAAGCCGGCAUCCACGGGCCCCGACCCCCUGGUCCAGCAACGCAACCGCGAGAACCUUCUCCGCAAGGGCCGGGAUCCCCCCGACGGCGGCGGUACCGCCAAGCCCCUGGCGGUGCCAGUGCCCACCGUGCCCGCGGCCGCCGCCACCUGCGAGCCACCGUCGGGGGGCAGCGCGGCCGCUCAGCCGCCGGGCUCGGGCGGGGGAAAGCCUCCGCCGCCGCCUCCCCCAGCCCCGCAGGCGGCGCCGCCGGUGCCUGGCGGCUCGCCGCGGCGGGUCAUCGUGCAGGCGUCCACCGGCGAGCUGCUGCGCUGUCUGGGCGACUUCGUGUGCCGACGCUGCUACCGCCUCAAGGAGCUGAGCCCGGGCGAGCUGGUGGGCUGGUUCCGCGGUGUGGACCGCUCGCUGCUGCUGCAGGGCUGGCAAGACCAGGCCUUCAUUACGCCUGCAAACCUGGUGUUCGUGUACCUGCUGUGCCGCGAGUCGCUGCGUGGGGACGAGCUGGCGUCGGCCGCCGAGCUGCAGGCCGCCUUCCUCACCUGCCUCUACCUCGCCUACUCCUACAUGGGCAACGAGAUCUCCUACCCACUCAAGCCCUUCCUCGUGGAGCCCGACAAGGAGCGCUUCUGGCAGCGCUGCCUGCGCCUCAUCCAGCGGCUCAGCCCGCAGAUGCUGCGGCUCAACGCCGACCCCCACUUCUUCACGCAGGUCUUUCAAGACCUCAAGAACGAGGGCGAGGCCGCCGCCAGCGGCGGGGGCCCACCGAGCGGGGGCGCGCCCGCCGCAUCCUCGGCCGCCAGGGACAGCUGCGCGGCCGGAACCAAGCACUGGACUAUGAACCUGGACCGCUAGGGAUACCCAGGGGCCGCGCCCAUCCCCCGCCCCAGCCCCUGACACACACUCGGACCCCCCGGGACCACAAAGCCACCGCCGCUGUUACCGCCGCUCAGCGCCCCGGCUGGGCGGAGGAGGAGACGCCCAUGCCCCUCAGGGGAAAGUGGAGACCGGGACACCAGAGGCCGCGGUGUUUGGAUUUGCUGGGCGUGGAGUGGGGACGGAAGAUGAGCGCGGGAAAGGCACUCCAACCUCACUCUUCCCGUCUGUCUGCGCCCCCAUUUCUCCAUUUCUGCCCGGGUCUUCCCCUUCCCUUCAGUCCAUUCCCCCUCGGUUUUAUCCAUUUCCUUGCCUCCUUUUUUAGUCUUCAUUUUUCCUCCUGUCUGCAUUCCUCUCUCUCUCUCCCUCUCUCUCCUGUUCCUCUCUUUCUUCCUCCCUCUCCCUGCCUUUCCAUUUUCCGUUCCUUGGGUUUGUGUGUCUGCAUCUCCAUCUUACCCCUUGCCUGACUGUACCCCGUAGACCCCUGUUUCUCCUCCUGCACCUGUGUCCCCAUCUGCCCUUCUUGUUGCUCCUGUCAUGUGUCACCAUCUUCUCUCCUGUCUGCCUUCUUCCUCCACUUGUGUCAACUUGCAUUUUUUUAUUCCUGACUGAGUCACCACACCCCUCUCCCCUGAUCAAAGGGAAUAUUAGUUUUUAAUUUGGAUCGACUGAGGUGCCAGGAGAAACUGCAGUCCCAGGCAUCCAGACAGCCACCAGGAUGGUCCCUCGCCCCACCCCCACCGCCUCUCCCCACCUUUUCCAACGUGUUGCAUGCUGGGAGCUGGGGGGUGUGGGGGAAGGGGCUGCCGGCUUCUUUCAGGAGGCUGAGGUUUGGAGGCAAAAUCAACCUGGGAGACCACCCCGGCCGCGGCGCCUCAGUGGACAGGUGGGAGGAAAAGAAAACUUCUUACCUUGGAGGAGGGACAUCCCGCUUCCUUAUCCUUAGCUUUUUUGUUGCCCCUCCCCACUGCCCCUUUUAAUUUAUUUGGUUGUUUGCGGAGGGAGGGGGGAGGGGGGGUAGGCUGGGCCGGGAACUGUCCGAGGUGCUGAGCUGGGGCGGGACCGGAAUCCUCCCGGUAGGGUACCAGGGACUGGGUUGGGCCUGGGGCCGUGUCCAAGGUGCCAAUGAUGCGGGCCGACAGAGCGGGCCGCACUGUCUGUCUGUCCGUCUGUCCCGGAAAGAACUAUAAAGCGCUGGAAGCGCCUGCAGAUGGUUUUGCGCCGGUCUUUCUUUGGGCCCCGGGAGGGAGGGAGUGGGAGUGGUAGUGGAACUGUCACAGACAGAGCAGAAAGGCAAGAGAUGGGGCUCUAGUAGGGGAGAUCAAGUACCUGAGAGCUUCUCCUCCUCCCCAUCCCCACCCCCGCCAUUGGCUUCCAUUUUACAGAGAGUAAAGAGCAAAGCGAGGCAGCUGAGGGUGAGGCCUGGUGAUAAGGCUGAAUCCAUCCCCCCACUUCCACCUCCAUCUUGUCUGACCUAGCUCCUCAUUAAUGCCCGGGCCACUUAGAGACCGAAUGAUGGGGACAGCGGAGUUGUGCCCUUUCUGUGAUGAGACCCAUUGAGGCAGAACUAGCUAGUCCUUAUUGCUAUUUUUCCCUUCCUCCCCAUCUCUCCCUACCAUAUAUCGGUCAAGAGUACAGUCGGGCCUAAGUCUGUGUUCACCACUCCCAAGUGGGGCCUGUCUGCCACACUUUUCUCCUCAUCCCCCAACCACCAUGGGGCUGCUUCGACGAUGCCCUGGUCGCACGCCCACUCAGGAGUCUUGGGAGGUCCAUCUCUGCUUGAGACUCAGACCCUUGCCCUUUAUCCCCAAGAAGGGGCAAACAAGGGCAGCUGGGGAGAAGGAAGCCAUUCUCUGGGAUUGAAACAGGAAGGAAAAUGCGCUGUUUAGCCUGAGAUCCCUGCUCGGUCCCCAUUGCCUUCUUAGCCACGUGGCUAAGCGCCCUGUUCACUGUUUCAUUGGCCCAAAGAGGCCUGGCUUCAACAGAGUGCCCGCGGCUCCGACCCUAGUCUGGCCGUGGCCGAGAAGAUCCGGAAAGAACCCGGGGGGACCUGCCAAGACGAGGCCCGGGUUCGCUGUCCGUGGUGCUGAAUGGCGCGCUCGGGCGGGGUCGGGGCUUGUAGGGGCAGGAAGAGUUGCAGACUCGGCCUCAACUAGGUCUUCCGGAUAAUUUGGGAAUAGGGUGUCAUCUAUUCUGGCGGCGAGUUACAGAAGUCUGGCUCCAGAACCCAAAAAUGUCGGUCCCCACUUGCCCUCCCGGGACGACAGGACUCGAUUCCCCUGGCCUCAGCCCAGCGCCCUUGUAACCAGCCUGGAGCCGGAAAUCCCCAGUCCAGAUUUGUGAAUUGAGUUCCCGGAGGGAGGGGGAGAGCUGGCGGAACGGAAGGCGGGAGCAGCCGCCCAUUGGCUGGAAUUUGGCGCAGUCAGCGCGGUGCCGUCAUCUCUCUUGGUUUGGGAGGAGGGAGGGAGGAUCACUUGGGUCACCCCGCGGCUGUCGGCUGUCGCCAUAGCAACCAGACUGAGCGGGCUGGGCAGCCGCUCUACUCUCCCACCUCUGGCUGGGGAAACAAUCCUGGUCCACCUUAUUUGGAACUAGCUAGUGAGACUAGCUAUUUGAUUAGAAUUUCUGAAUUAGAGGAGCCUAAAGGGGAUGGGAAAGAGAGCAGAGACCCUACAGAGACGCCCCCCUCAACCCCCAACAAACAUCCUGCCUUCGGAUACUGCCCCUGAACUCUUAGACACAGCACCCACCCUUUACUGCACACACACACACCCCUCCAGGAACUUGUGGUCUGGCACCUGGAGACGUAGAAUGAGAAAAAGGCCACAGUGAGUAACAUUUAGUUAAAUCUCACUUUUGACAUGCCCCAAGGCAUGAAACACUGCCAUAAUCCUAUUAGGAGGGGAGGGACUAGAGAAGGAUCAACAAGAAUACAUGGAAGAAUUAGCCUCCUGGGUCAGACUUAUGGGAGUCCUGUUUUCUCAGGGAUUGAGUGGGAGAAGUUGUAAGGAGAAAGACCCAGAACAGUCUUCUGAGAAGGCAAGGGGAGGAGGGAGUAAGUGCAGAAACAGAAUAAGGUACCUUCUUUCCUGACGCUGAGUUAACCUGGGGAAAGUGAGUCCAAGCUGCUGAUAAGGUGGUGCAGGGGGACCAGAAUUUUAGAGAGAAACCAGAAAGGAAGAGGGGUGGACUAAGGAAAAGAUGGAGGUGGAGGAAAGGAGACAGAAACCCAGCUGGAGCAAUGACUCAGCACUUCCCCUAAGCAAAGGGCUGGAGUGACUCUCCCAGCACAGGAGCAGCUGUGAGGGCAGGAAAGCAAAUGGACAGAUAACCGGUAAUUCACCCCUUCACAUGACACAUGUUGAUGCGUACACUGACGCAUAACCAAAGGCACACAUUUUAACCCAGAAGUGGACACAAAUGCAUUUAUACUGGUGAAUCAUAACAUAUACACACCUCUACUCCUUUCCUCCCUGUCCCCCUUCCUGGAACAGAGGACAUUCUGUUUUGGAGCCAUGUUCCCCUGUCCCUGGAAUACCUCGCUACUUAUUAGAAAAGCAGAAAUGCAAAAAAUCACAGACAUGUGGGGGGAGUUGUCAUGGUAACUGCUUUGCCUGCCAGGCGGGGUGCCCAGCAACCAGAGCAUCUAACAGUAUUCAAGAGGACAUCCUGUGGUCUCCACUUACUGGGAUCCUACCCCAGGCAACCAGAUGGGCACCUUUUGAAGAUGUCUGCAACAGAGGCUGCUGAAGAAGCCCCUCCAGUCACAUCAUCAUGAUCAGGGACAGCUGGAAGCCAGGUGUAUGGGCCUGAUCUUCUUUAGAUCUCUCCAUACUGCAGGAUAAAAACGGACAGUGCUGCCUGAAGCCUCCCUGACAACCUCCUGCUGUGUUGCUAAGCAACUUGACCUCCUCUUCCAAAAAAGGAACCUAAUGCUCAAGGAUUCCAAGAAUCUCAAGGUUAGAGAAGUCGCCUAGUCCACCUCCCCUCUCUGCUUCUCACAGAAGGGUCUGCUGAACACUCUGGUGACAGAGAACUCACCCAACAUGUUCCAUGGCAGAGGCUUUUCAUUAGAUCAAGGUGACAUCUGUUUUACUGGAGCUUCCAACCACGUGUCCCAAUACUGCCCUUAGUCACAGGCAUCCAGGUCCUCUCUCUCAGGACAGCACUUUGAAUAAAUGAGGACAGCUCCCAUCCCCCUUUCUCCCAGUUGACUUUCCAGAAACAUCUCAUAUUGUUGUUGGCUUUCCACCAUUUUUCCUCUUCACUUUCUGGGCCUACUACACUGUGUGUCCUCCACUUGGUCUCUUCCUGAAAGCAACACUGUGCACAAUGUUCCUGGGGGCAGACUUAUUAAACCAAGUGGACCACUUCCUUCA